This is a messenger RNA of Argentina anserina (silverweed cinquefoil), 2814 nucleotides long. Its product is annotated as probable LRR receptor-like serine/threonine-protein kinase At3g47570. Bases 1 to 2814 code for a protein of 937 amino acids. Gene Ontology annotation, biological process: protein phosphorylation. NCBI's taxonomy places the organism in Eukaryota, Viridiplantae, Streptophyta, Magnoliopsida, Rosales, Rosaceae. The transcript has 2 exons. The record is from RefSeq and is a predicted model, not a curated record. Gene Ontology annotation, molecular function: ATP binding; protein binding; protein kinase activity.
AUGUCCAUCAACCUUGGAAACAACAACUUCUAUGGCAAGAUUCCGCAACAAGUUGAUCGUUUGUUCCGUCUGCGACAUCUCAAUCUAAGUGUUAACAGGUUGCAGGGGAGUAUUCCAGUCAACCUGACCUCCUGCCUGGAACUGAGUCACAUAAACUUAACCUCAAACCGUCUUACAGGCACAAUUCCGCCAGACCUUGGCUCAUUGUUGAAGCUUGUUUAUCUACAUCUUGAUAAAAACAAAUUGACAGGAGCCAUCCCACCUUCCUUGGGAAAUCUUUCAUCAAUCGGUUUUCUUUGCCUAGCAUAUAACAAUUUGGUGGGCAACAUUCCAGAGGAGAUGGGCAGAUUGGGAAGCUUAUAUCAUUUAAACGUUGGCUCCAAUAAUCUUUCUGGUAUGAUACCUCCUUCCAUUUUUAACAUAUCAUCUAUGAAAUCCUUUUCACUUGUAAAUAAUAAGUUCAAGGGCAGCAUUCCACCCGCCAUAGGCUUCAACAUGCCUAAUCUCCAAGAAUUGUACUUUGGCGCAAAUGAACUCUCCGGGCAAAUCCCACCUUCACUUUCCAAUGCCUCUCAGAUUUAUGCACUUGAUGUUGGGGACAAUAAUUUGGUUGGGCAAGUUCCCAACAGUUUUGGAGACCUCUCAGCUCUCUGGUCGCUCGAUGUUAGCAACAAUUUUCUGGGAAGUAUUUCUGCGAAGGACUUGGAUUUUGUAACAUCGUUGGCCAAUUGCAGCAACCUGGAAAUUCUUGAUAUGACUUCCAACGAUUUUGGAGGUGUUUUAUCCAACUCUGUGGCCAACUUGUCAACUCAAAUGACCCAAUUCUUUUUUGGAGGAAAUUUUAUAUCAGGAAUGAUUCCUGAAACAUUAGAAAAUCUCAACAAUUUAAUAGCCUUAAGCCUGGCUGAUAACCUGUUCAGUGGCACCAUUCCGACCUCUAUUUCCAAGUUACAAAAGCUGCAGGGCUUGCAUCUAGCCGGUAAUAGUCUAUCAGGACGAAUCCCAUCUUCCAUAGGAAACCUCACUCAAUUGUAUCGCCUCGACUUGUCGGAAAAUGACUUGGUAGGAAACAUUCCUAAGAGUAUUGGGAACUGCCAACAUAUGCAGGAGAUCAUUAUAUCACAGAAUAAGCUAACUGGAAAUAUACCACCAGAGGUGAUUGGUCUUUCAUCCCUUCUCUUUCUCCGCUUAUCAGGAAACUCACUCACUGGCAGCUUGCCUAUGGAAGUAGGUAAGCUAAAGAAUAUAUAUUCCCUUGGCAUCUCGGAAAAUAAUUUGACAGGAAAAAUUCCGGAAGUCAUUGGAGACUGUAUGAGCCUUGAACACCUUUACCUACAAGGAAAUCUCUUUCAAGGUAUGAUACCUUCUUCUUUGGCUUCUUUGAAAGGUCUUCAAAACUUGGAUCUUUCACUAAACAACUUGUCAGGUCAAAUUCCAAAAGUUAUACAAAGACUUACCUUCUUGCUAUGUUUGAACCUGUCUUUCAAUAAUCUGGAAGGUGAGGUACCAAAAGAAGGCAUCUUUCGAAAUAGAAGCGCAAUAUUCUUGGUUGGCAAUACCAAACUUUGUGGCACUGAAUUUUGGCUACCAGCAUGCGCCAUCAAGAAGAAGAGAAAAUUCAAACUACAGUUCAUAAUUUUGAUGGUGGUUGGAUGGUCUCUUCUGUUUGCAGCAUUUCUAAAUCUUUAUUGGAGGAGAAAAAUAAGAAAGAAUUCAUUAGCUGGAGACUCAUCAAUUAAAUUCCACUCAAAGGUUUCAUACGAAACCCUUCAUAAAGCUACUGGCGGAUUCUCUCUGAGCACUCUAAUUGGAUCAGGCGGUUUUGGCUCUGUAUACAAAGGGAUUUUUGAUCAAGAAGAAAAGAAUGUAGUUGCCAUAAAGGUCAUUAACCUUCAACAGAGAGGAGCUUCCAAGAGUUUCACAGCAGAAUGCAAUGCACUAAAAAAUGUCCGGCACCGGAAUCUUGUCAAAAUCUUUACUUGCUGCUCCAGCAUAGAUUACAACGGUAAUGAAUUCAGAGCUCUAGUUUUUGAAUAUAUGUCAAACGGAAGUUUAGAGGAGUGGCUGCACAGAGAAAACCAAUCAAUGAGUUUGACUCUUCUUCAAAGAAUGAAUAUUGUUGUUGACGUCGCUUCUGCAUUAUGUUACCUUCAUGACCAUUGUGAGCCUCCAAUCAUUCACUGCGACAUAAAGCCAAGCAAUGUUCUUCUUGAUGAUGACAUAGUUGCUCGUGUAGCUGAUUUUGGGAUAGCCAGGCUCAUCUCAACCACCACAGAAUCCUCACAAACUCAAAGUAGCACAAUUGGAAUAAAGGGAACGAUCGGCUAUGCAGCUCCAGAGUACGCAAGUGGUGCUGAGGCAUCAAAACAAGGAGAUGUAUAUAGUUUUGGGAUCCUUGUAUUAGAAAUGUUUACAGGAAGAAAACCCACCGACGAAAUUUUCAAAGAUGGUUUGAAACUCCAUGACUUUGUUAAGAUGGCAAUACCAGGAAGGCUUGUGCAGAUUGUGGCCCCUGCUCUUCUCUCGGCCCUUGAAGAGGCAGCUCCUGCGACAACUAGAAAUGAAGUAAACUAUAUGCUUAGAGGUCAUAACAAUAAAACUGAACCGGAUGAGGAAAAUAUCAACUAUGAGAACCUAAGCAAAAUGAACACACAAGUGUGGAAGUGUAUACAUUCAAUCCUUCAGAUUGGACUUGCGUGCUCGAAGGAAUCACUGAAGGAUAGAAUGUCUAUGAAGGAUGUCGUCUGGGAUCUACACCGUAUAAAAAUUGCUUACAAUGGUGCAGUGAUCCAUCCACAAAGACCAAGAAGCUAA